This is a messenger RNA of Chara braunii, 1723 nucleotides long. Lineage: Eukaryota; Viridiplantae; Streptophyta; Charophyceae; Charales; Characeae. The record is from the annotation of a GenBank genome assembly.
ACCUAUAUUACAAGUAUCUGACCUGACAGAUGAUUCGGAACCCCCUCGCACCUUGUACGAAGGAGCUCUGUCCUUACGUACGCGUUAUCAGCAAAUGGAACAAUAUUUGGAUGUUUCUGUUUUCCCGCCCAGAACGUUACUAACGCCAGGAGCCACCAUCAUUUUGAUUAAACAAGAGGCGGAAGCACCAGUAAGUGACGUACCUGAUCUGAUGCAGGAAAUGACGGAUCUAGCGGGGCUAACUGUGGAACCGACCUCGGUUGAUUCAGAGACUGAUGCUGAAGCCAAAGAAACAAAGCCAGAGGCAAUUUCGGCGAUCCUUGCCCAGGUGGGACCAAGCGGACUCGAGAGUGUGGUGGAGUACGCCUCCAAAUCGGUGCCAGCUUGCAAGCGCAACUACGACGCUCCGACGGGGGAAUGCGACGCGGCUCUCUGGGGUAUCAGCUACUUCCGCGCUUACCUGUACGGGCGAAAGUUCACCUUGGUAACUGACCAUGAGCCCUUGUUGGCUCUGAAGAAAUCGAAGGAUAACUCUCGCAUGAUCGGGCAAUGGGCAACGGUGCUGCAGAGCAUGGACUUUGACAUCCGUCAUCGAAAGCACGAGAGACACGGGAAUGCGGACGGACUGACACGACUGCACCGGCCUGAGAAGGUUCCGAAGAGUGAGGAGGUGAUUCCGUGGAACGAACCCGAACAAGAGAUCGGACCUUGGUACGGCCAAGUGGAGAUCUUAUCGAAGCAAAUACAGGUGACGUGGACACAGACCAGCGGCCAUCCUGCGUGGAUCGAAAAUCCGGAACUGCUAAUCAUCCAAGCUUGGAGGACUAACGCGGAGGGCAAUCUUCUUGGCUUUCUCUUUGGAUCGGUACAGCCGGGGCGCCGCCAGCUGAUUGCGCAAGAGCUCAUCACACCAAUCGUGCAAUUGGCGGACGAUCUCUCGCCCGACAUCUAUUUUCAUAGUGACGACAGUCCUGCUCCAUACAUUUUCGAGCGAUCAUUGGAUCCGUAUCUUCAGUGGACUGCGUGCUUGGAGGAACCUAGGGACGAGGAUACGCUACCAUCGCGGCAGGAGUAUCUGAAGCUGUACGAUAUCAUCCCUCACGCCUUCUAUCUGAGGGAAGAGGAAGUGGUGAUCGACGACGACGACGAAGAGGAUGAAGACGAGGAAACAUUGGAGGAGGGGAGCUAUAGUGAACAUAGCGAGGGCGAGCUGAGUGAAGGAGAAGAGGAGGAAGAAGAAACAGGAUCUGAGUGGGAAGCCGUGCCGGAGGAGGCAACGCGUACGGAAACGGAGGCGGAAGAUCCGGAAGCGGCGCGAAAGCGCGAAGAAAUUGCCACCGGGAAGCGCCAGCUGGAGUUCGCCAGCAAAGCUAGCCUGCUCAUCGGUAACGAUCCGACUAGGGAUCCAGAGCUACCGAAGCCCGAAGAUGGCGACCUUGCAGCCGCCACCUCAAGUACCGCUCGACGGAGACGGAGUCGAUCCCCCUCCUCCUCCAGCCCAACCCGUCCCCCAGUUCGCCCACGUACCGAUGCGGGCGAUAGGCCUUCGUCCUUGGACGCUGUCCCGCCAACCCCUUGAUUUCCUCACCCUCGAGCAGAUCCGUACUCCCGUCACCUUCCCUUCCCAUCCCUUCCUUCUUCAUCUCUUCCGCGACUUCUAUUCUACCCGCCUACUCGCCACCGUCCACCCCCACGCCUCCCUUCAAUCCGCUGCCCCCACGUU